Messenger RNA from Fibroporia radiculosa, 774 nucleotides. RefSeq lists its product as uncharacterized. The transcript is spliced from 4 exons. Lineage: Eukaryota; Fungi; Basidiomycota; Agaricomycetes; Polyporales; Fibroporiaceae. The coding region runs from base 1 to 774 and encodes 257 amino acids. The record is from RefSeq and is a predicted model, not a curated record.
AUGUCGACGACCACUUCCUCCUCGCCAACCUCCACCACAUCAGCCGCCCCAUCCACGACGACCACUUCUGGCAGCACCACGUCUCUGACCUCGUCUGCUUCCCUCUAUUUGUACACCUUCCUAGCCACCUUGGUUCUCUUGUUAUCCGUCUCGGCCGCGAUCGUCGUGCGCUCAUACAUACUGCGGAGGCGCCAACGUCUCCUUAUAGAGGAGGCUAUUCAGAAUGGCAACUACUUCCCUCCAUCCCAGCGGGCGCGCAAAUUCGGCGAGAAACCAAAACUGCACGACGCAUACCUUUCGUUCCGGAGCGGCAUCCAAGAGAAAAUUAGGUACGAGAAUGCCGGUGGAAGUGAUAUGGAAACCGGAAGCUGGUGGAGGGGGACGAUGCCUAUCGCAGGGGCUUUGAUCCGCAACAGCUUGAAUUCUAGGGACGCCGAGAACUCAUCAGAGCCUCCCGCACGACCUACAUUGCUCUCUGCAUGGCAUCAGUUGUCUUCGAGGGCCAUUCGUUCUGUCCUGCCGCCCAGCUCAGCCUUCUCGCAGGACUCGGACCUCAACAUGACUCCGCAUGCGUCCUCCCAACCGCCUGUAACGUCUCCAAUCGACCUGGCGUCGAACUGUGCCCUCGUCGACGGACAGAAAUUUAAUCUGGCUUUCUUAGUCGCCAUGCCGAAUCCCCAUGGUCCAUGCAGUAUGGGUGAAGAAGGUCAGCUCCCACAUCUUGAGUUUGGGAUUGCACAAGUCCCUGUGAGGGUGAUACCAGAGGAGACGUAA